AUGGAUGAAAACAUAGUGAACAAAGAAGACAAUAUUUUGCAGAACAAAGCGCCAGAAAAAGCUGAUACAGAUAGCCUCGUUGAAAAAGACGAUAUUAUAGACGUUUUGCAUGUUUAUCCAUCGAAUAACGACAGCAAAGAUAGUUUUUUAAGAAAUAUUGAUGUUAAAGAGUUUACACCUAGUUUAACUAGUUAUAACCGCAAAAGAUUAUGGUCCUUUUUCCGUUCUUCAGUAAUUAAUAUGUUUCUCCCUUUUUUAAAUGGUGUUUUCUUAGGAUUUGGUGAGAUUUUUGCACAUGAGGUUGCAAGUAGAUGGGGGUUUUUAACUCCUAGAGUAUAA
Messenger RNA from Pneumocystis jirovecii RU7, 339 nucleotides. RefSeq lists its product as uncharacterized. The record is from RefSeq and is a predicted model, not a curated record. NCBI's taxonomy places the organism in Eukaryota, Fungi, Ascomycota, Pneumocystomycetes, Pneumocystales, Pneumocystaceae. Bases 1 to 339 code for a protein of 112 amino acids. Gene Ontology annotation, cellular component: mitochondrial outer membrane. Gene Ontology annotation, biological process: mitochondrial outer membrane translocase complex assembly; protein insertion into mitochondrial outer membrane. The transcript is spliced from 2 exons.